Venustampulla echinocandica is the source of this 435-nucleotide messenger RNA. RefSeq lists its product as uncharacterized. Lineage: Eukaryota; Fungi; Ascomycota; Leotiomycetes; Helotiales; Pleuroascaceae. The coding region runs from base 1 to 435 and encodes 144 amino acids. The record is from RefSeq and is a predicted model, not a curated record. The transcript has 3 exons.
AUGUCGUCGUCUUCCCACUCCACACCCGUCAAAUCCCCCAAACCACCCGCAAAAGCCCAAAAAUCAGGUCCGUCAUCCACGCCACUAUUCACGCCCACCAUGCAAGACAGACAAGCUCGGAACAAAAACCCGUAUUCCUCGUCUGAUGAUGAGGAUUCUCCUGACGAGGAUCAGGAUGAUCGGUAUGACUCCUCGUACGCCAAUACCCAACUCCGCCGAGACGCCGCUAUCAAACUCGACAACCCCGAGCUGGUCAUGAUGCUCGCGCAGUCUCGUAAUGAGAGCAUCCCAUCAACCCGCCGCUACCUCACCAAGUUAAUGGGUGGAUUCAUCACACAGCGUCAACUCGACGCCCAAGCUGCUGCCGCUGCCGUGAAGGUUCCUGAUCCUAAGCCGUCGACGUCGAGACCUACUAGUACGAGGAAGACAAUUUGA